UCGCUCACGACGCGACCUGCAGUGCACGGGGCGCCCUGUAUGAACCAACACUGUGCUAAAGAGCUGACAGCGGGCGCUCUAUUCUCGAACACCGGGGCGCUUUUAUGUCCUUGCUCGGCAGGUGGGCACUUUCACUUUUUACAUCGGAGUUUUGUUGUCUUUUCUUUUCAGUUUCUGAAAUCCCCGUACAGUUGUCACACACGGUGCAUGGAGAGUGACAGCGUAUUUCCGUCAGUGAUUGGAGUAGUGACCCUGGCCCUGUGAAACUGUUGUCGUAUGAAACUCGGUGUCAUCUUCACAAGGGGAAAAGGUAUAAGAUGUCGUCCGACCAUUGCAAUCUCACCUUCGCUGGCACGUCUUUCCUGGGUGUCUACAACAUCGGCUCGGCGGUGUGCAUGUUGGAUUACGGCAAGGAGGUGGUGCGUCACGUGCGGUCCUACGGCGGGACGUCAGCGGGGGCCAGCACGGCGUGCGUCAUGCUCAGCGCGCCGGAAAGACUCCCCCAAUAUCUGCAGUCGAUUUACGGCCUGGCAGCCUCGAUUUCAACGAUGCAAUAUGGCGCCGUGACCCCUGGCUAUGACCUCAUGAGCGACAUCCGGGAAAUCCUCCAAACCCACCUGAAGGAGGACGCUCACACGCGCUGCACAGGGCGCCUCCAUGUGCCCAUCAUGGAGUUAGUCUCCAUGACCCCUGACCCGAGGUCAAAGACGACCGCCAUCGUGCCGCGGCCGACCAAGAAACCCAACGCGCUGGAAUUUGGCGGGAAAACUUGGGCGUGCGGCGACAAGAAAGUGGUGACCAGUUUCAGCAGCCGGGAAGAACUGAUUGAGGUUCUUCUAGCCAGCAUGUAUGUGCCGUGGUUUAGUGACUGGAAAGCUCCGUCUUACCAAGGAAAGUUCUGGGUUGACGGAUCGCUCCUCAACACCAGCCCGGGCGGGAUCGAGGAUCUUCGAUUCCCAGCGGGCACGCUCAUCACCAUCUCCCCGAACAAACAGGCCGCGCACUCCCGCCCGCAGGACAACAUCACCUCCACCUGGAAGGACAUCAGCCACGAGCACUACGAGGCCUCGCCGUUCAACAUGUACAGGGUCCCUAUCAGCUCCGGCUCAUCCGGCGGCCUGGAGUUCGUCCUGAACCCGCCUCCCAGAGACGUGUUGGAGAAGCUGUACGACCAGGGCAAGCUGGAUGCGCGAGAGUUUCUGAAUAAGUACGGGGUGUACGAAGGGCCGGUGGCCGAUAAAAGACGAACUGAUGGGCUGAUUGGUUAGGGGGGGGGUAUCUGUUGUGUUUAAUUGAAUUGUGACUAUUGAUUGGUCCUGAUGUCUUAAACAAACCGUUUAAAUUUCAAACGGAAAUAUCAAACAAUAUUUUAAUACAACCAAAAGAAUAGAGUGUGGUCAGCGCCAAAAAAUACAGUCCUAGUUAAAGCCAAUUUUAAAGGAACGAAACAGACGUGCUCGUUGUCCAGAUCACAACUGAAGAAAAACCUCUUAUGAUGAAUUGAAAUUUGUUUCACUAAUCACUGCCGUGAUGUUGUAAAUAAGCAUUUUAAAUUGCAAGAGGAAAUGUCAAACAGUCAUGGGCGUCGCGGGGGGCGGGGCAAAAAAGAAAGAAAAAGAGGCGCGGAGUCAUAUUGCUAUUAAUUUAA
Patiria miniata (bat star) is the source of this 1648-nucleotide messenger RNA. RefSeq names its product patatin-like phospholipase domain-containing protein 4. The transcript has 6 exons. The record is from RefSeq and is a predicted model, not a curated record. Gene Ontology annotation, molecular function: triacylglycerol lipase activity. The coding region runs from base 318 to 1268 and encodes 316 amino acids. Gene Ontology annotation, biological process: lipid homeostasis; triglyceride catabolic process. NCBI's taxonomy places the organism in Eukaryota, Metazoa, Echinodermata, Asteroidea, Valvatida, Asterinidae. Gene Ontology annotation, cellular component: membrane; lipid droplet; cytoplasm.